Messenger RNA from Ixodes scapularis (black-legged tick), 3208 nucleotides. RefSeq lists its product as uncharacterized. The transcript is spliced from 4 exons. The record is from RefSeq and is a predicted model, not a curated record. NCBI's taxonomy places the organism in Eukaryota, Metazoa, Arthropoda, Arachnida, Ixodida, Ixodidae. Bases 1396 to 2460 code for a protein of 354 amino acids.
CGAGAGAAAGAGGGGGAGUCACGGAGCUAGCGCCGCCAGUUGUAAGCGACGCGACUGGAGAAAAAAGAGAAAAGCGAAAGAAAGCCAGAAAGAAUGCGGCAACAGAUAAAGUGAACACGCGCGUCCACUAUGGUUGGACGGACGGAGCGGCGUGAGGCUGCCCGCCGUGUUAUCCGAAGCAAUGUUGCUGUCGUCUGUGAAGAGAGCAACAGGAGACUGUGCGCCGUAAACAUCGGCAACGUCGAAGAUCAAUCAGCGUUGGUGCAACCUUCGAGAAGUGAUCCCAUGCCACCAAGAUAUCCUCUUGUACCUGUGCAAGACUUGAUGACGCGGCGGGGUGACUUCCCCCCUCCAAGCUUGUUGCCGCCGUCAAGCGAGCGCGCGGUUCUUCGGUCUCGGUUGCAGGGGAAGUGUGUCGACGCCACGUUCCGCUGUGCUUAGAUUGGUUCGAGGUAAGCGCGGGAAGCUAUUUGCGGAAGCGGGCUUUCGGGGGAGAGGGCCCCUCCGAGCGAGGGCUUGGAUGAUCUCCGGAGGAAAAACUGAGUACGUUGACAAGCGAGCGGACCCGAUAGAGCAGCGUGGUUUUUGCAUUGUGACGAGAAGACUACAUGUGUUGAACAGGAGGACAGACGAUCUCACUACCCAGUGGGGGCUGCGGUUUGGUUCGGCUUGUGCGAGUGAUCUAUCACUAAGUUGUGUGCGAAGCCAGCGGCAACCGCGAGGGAGUCAACGGUCCGGGAGGUCACCGACCUGGAGCGAACACGUCGAACGCAUCAUCGCAGCAAGUGGAAGGCAAACAAGACUGGAUAUUAUUGUACUUUGAAAGGAAACCCUUCGACGCGCGACGAAAACAAUUGCGAACUUCGUUUUGCGCGAAUUCCGUACGUGCACUGAGAUAUGGUUUUGUCCCAUACUCAAGCGGAUUGACGCUCAACAGUAGAUGAACCUUUGCUUCGUGCAAGCAGAGUGUCGUGACCAGCGCUACUUCAACAAGAGUACACGAAAAGCUGGGCAGUCUUCAACCACGAUUUUUGAAACAGGUGUGUCUCUUGCAAGUUAGAUGUGAAGCUAAAUGCAGGAAUGAAGCUGUGAUCUAAAUAAGGAGAAGACAACUUCAGAGAAACGCAAGUCGUUUCACUAGUUCUUUUCCAGGGGUGCAAACAUCUUUUAACAGUGAGGUCUCUGGAGGCAAACAUACCUUGCAUCACAUCCCACAGUGAAUAUAUCUACAGUUGGCUCGCAUGAUUGACUGUUGUGUCUAGCUCCAGCUGAGCGAAUACGAGGAACACCAACUCGAAGCGAUUAUUCUUCGACCCUUCACCCGCAAGCUAGACAGAUGCCACGAGAAUACAGACCAGUGACCAGGCGGGUCCCGACGACCGCCAGCAACCUCGAAUGACGCUGAGGAAGCUUCAGAAGUUGGACGGUGGCUGGAUACCGGGGAUGCGUGUCUACUCUCACCACCCAUUCCUGGCACUGGCCUUCGUGGCCGCCGCAGCGGUGCUUUUCAUCUACCCGUUCGUGCUCCGCUUCAACGUUUACAAGGACACCCUGGUGGCCUUAGCGGUGUCCGACGUCAUCCCCGUCCACGACCGCAUGUCCACCGUCUGGUGCACGGCCCAAGAGCUGGUGAUGAACCACACGUUCAACGCGCACGUCUUCCGUGAGGCCGAGUCCGCCGUAACGAGGCCACAGAAUCGGACGCUCCAUCUGAACCUGACCAUGGCGGUGCCCAAGCAGACGUACGAGUACUGGGGCUUCUACUUCAUCGAAGGCUCCAACUUCACGGUGUCCGUCUGCUCGAGACUUUCGGGGGCUGCCUUCUCGCUCAUCCGUGGUUCCAAGGCUCUCGGCAAGUGCCUUCAAGCGCUCGAGAACAAAAGGCUGGGUCUCGAAGGCUCGGACGAGGACGAGGACUCCGACGAGCGGAACCAGGGAUCCUCGGAGGAAUCGGACGACCAGUCGUCCACCAUCUCGAGCAGCGAGGGCCUGAUGGCCAACGAGACGCUGGGCAUCAGCGUCUGCAACAACGCCCUGUUCCACGUCCCACUGCGCUGGACGUACAGCUGCGGCACUGCCCACGACCGGGGCGACCACAGGCACAACGUCACCUACUCGGUCAAGGAGUCAGACUUCUACUACAUGUUCUUCGCCAGCAAUCCGCCGCUGUACGUCACGCCGAACACCAUCGUGGCGCACUUCUACUUGGACAGGGUUGUGUACGACGAGCGGAAGAGCUACAAGACCGACACGCUGAUCUGCCACAACGUGACCAAUUGUUCGCUGCCGCUGGACUUCAUGUCCGGACAGUACGUGGUGGUGGACAUGAGCUCCAACGCGACGAACCUCAGUUGGACCUCGGAUGUGCUGACGUCGCGGUGCUUGCCGCGAAAGAACGUCUACUUCGUGUUUUACUUCGUCUUUGGACUGUUCCUCAUGAUGGCCGCCUUCCAAGGUUGAGGACCACACUAAGUCAGGAUUGCAUAUACGUAUAAUAGACCUCGUUCGUUUUUGGUAGCGCCUGCUGGAGGCCUUGGGGUGAUCCGGGGAUGGACGCCUCAAAGAUGGUGGCUUCUUUUCGAUAUGAUGUGGCUUCUGUAUAAACAGUCUACAGAAGUAACUAAAAUGUUACCAGCAAUAUCUAAGGCUCACCCGAAAGUUGUGGCGGAACACAGAGGGUGGGUACUUUGGUUGCGUGUUUCAUUAAUGGUACCCAAGUAUACCACAUAAGCCAUGGUAUACCACAAACGUCAUCUCCGAAGGUUGCAGGUUCAGAUGACUUCUUUGCCAUGCAGCACUCGACUCAAAAUUAAUCUCAUUACGUUUUCUUUCUUUUUUAUUUCUUUUUUUACGUGCAAGCGGUGCUUACAGCGAUGAGUUAGAUGACGUUGGAUGAUCAUUGCAUAAACGCCCGCAAGUGUCGAGGGCCUACGAGCAUGAUGUAUCAUGCGACGCCGUUAGGCAGAUCUUUGGAGAGCGCACUCUUUACGGUUAUGUUUCCGUUAUUGGGCAUAAUGUUUAUACCAUGGCGUUUUACUUAGUUCCUUUUUUUGGGCCCAUUACUUUGCUGGGGUGAGCACCUCGAGCACACUAGCUGUUCAGUUACUUUAGAUGAAACUGGAGAUCCUCGAUUUAUAAUGAGGAAAUAAUUGCGUAAGGUUUUCUAUCCUAGGCUGCUCCUGUUGUGGGAGAAGACAAGAUGAAUACC